UCGUGUUCGGACGUUUUCAACCGUAUCCCCGGGAGUGAGCAAACGCGUUCGACAAAAAAAAAAUCAAAGCCAGUAAAAGGUGUGGAGCUCAAUUCGAGAACUAUUUAUUUCUUGUAUAGAAAGAAAAAGAAAGUUCAUCGAAGAGGAAUCUAGAAAAAAUUAUUGAAAAUUAAAAAAAAAAAAACAUCUGUGCGCACAAGCGAUUUAACGAACAAAACCAAAAAAAAAGUAAAUUAAAAAACAACGCCUUUCCUUGGGUGCCUUUGUGAAGGAAAAUAUCUAAAAAACACUUUUGCCUAGUCUUGUCUCCGCAAUGGCUGUAGUUCCAUCGUCUAAUACGCUGACCGAUUGGGAUUAUUGGGAUUAUCGCCGACGCCUGUGGCGUGAUUUGGAUCUAGCCGACUGGGACUUGCCAUACUGGAAGCGUUUGGCCCGCUUUAACUCAUCGCCCGAUCUGAGUCGUGUGAUUGUUGGCAAAGAUGGCUUCGAGGCGAAUGUGGAUGUGCAUCCUUUCAAGCCUUACGAAAUUCAAGUGAAGACAGUGGGCGACUUGGUGGUGGUGGAAGCGAAACAUGAGAAGCGGCGUGAUGGUGACAACUAUGUUGGCCGGCACAUAGUCAAGCGUUUUGUCCUGCCACGUGGCUUCUAUCCCAAUGAUGUGCGCUCCGAACUCUCCACCGAUGGCAUUCUCACCGUCAAAUGCCCACCACCAGUGCAAACUGAACGGAGUGUUUAUGUGCGUCAAGUCGGACUGCCGUAUCUGAGCAUUAAGAACUGAUAAGCAUUAGAGCAAAGCGAAGAGGAUAUAAAAUUUUUUUUUUGCUAUACAUAUUUUUAGUUAACAUUGGCAUACGCAUUGGGUAUUUAUAUGUAUUUGUGUGUGUGUGUUUUUUUUUUAACACAGAAUUUGCCAAGAAACUUAAAGCGUAUGCUGUUGUUUGUAUUUUUAUUUUUGAAUGCUCGUUCAUAUACAUAUAUACAUAUGUCUGCAUGUGUUAUGAAUUAGUGCACUACACUAAAGUGUGGAGUGCACUUUAUGCUUUUCUACUUUCAAGUUUUCUUUCGACUUAAAUCGCACUUUGAAUUUCUGUUGUAAAUCACCAGAAAAAUGCAAUCACUGAUUUACUUGCAAUUUCUGGACUUUUUUGUAAUUAACACAACUUUUGCUAAUCAUAAUGAAACUACCAUAGUUAAAUAAAAUAAAUG
Molecule: messenger RNA, 1206 nt
Organism: Rhagoletis zephyria (snowberry fruit fly)
Lineage: Eukaryota; Metazoa; Arthropoda; Insecta; Diptera; Tephritidae
Product: heat shock protein 27-like
Biological process (GO): protein refolding; response to heat
Cellular component (GO): cytoplasm; nucleus
Source: RefSeq, a predicted model, not a curated record